AAGUGAUUUAAUUGCGUUCCGGAGCGUGCGGGUCCUCGGUUACCUUGUCUCGAUCUUCAGAGUCACACACACACAACAGACUCCGCACUCGCAACGAUUCUGGACCUGGAAUUAUAGUUUAUACUUUACCAAUAAGCAAAGAUGAAUUGCCUUCAGAAUCUUCCCAGAUCCUCAGUCUCACCUUUGUUGGGCUUUGUGGGCAAUCAAAGAGAUCCUUCUUCUUCUUUGAAGAUGAUGCUGCUACCUAUCAAAGCCAGUUAUCCUAAGUGUAGAACUGUUUUACAGGCGGUAUCAGAUUCGAAAUCCAGCUUAGAGGUGAGUGAUGUUGCAAAAGAAGAGGAGGAGAAAUCUGAUGAAUAUAGCCAAGACAUGACUCAAGCUAUGGGUGCUGUUUUAACUUACAGGCAUGAGCUAGGAAUGAACUACAGCUUUAUUCGUCCUGAUUUAAUUGUUGGAUCCUGCUUACAGACCCCUGAAGAUGUUGACAAGCUCCGUAAAAUUGGGGUCAAAACCAUCUUCUGCUUGCAACAAGAUCCUGACUUGGAAUAUUUUGGAGUAGAUAUAAGCAGCAUCCAAGCAUAUGCUAAGACAUUUACUGACAUUCAGCAUAUCCGCUGUCAAAUAAGAGACUUUGAUGCGUUUGAUCUGAGACUGCGUCUUCCUGCAGUGGUUAGCACACUAUACAAAGCUGUUAUGCGAAAUGGAGGAGUUACGUACGUCCACUGCACUGCUGGAAUGGGAAGGGCUCCUGCUGUUGCGUUGACAUACAUGUUCUGGGUGCAAGGCUACAAACUUAUGGAAGCUCACAGAUUACUUAUGAGCAAACGAACCUGCUCUCCGAACCUUGAUGCUAUCAGAAACGCAACAAUUGAUAUUCUUACAGGACUCAAGAAGAAGAUUGUUACUCUGACACUGAAAGACAAGGAGUUCUCCACAGUAGAAGUUUCUGGCCUUGACAUUGGAUGGGGACAGAGGAUACCUCUGACACUAGACAAGGGAACAGGACUCUGGAGCCUAAAGAGAGAACUGCCUGAAGGACAGUUUGAAUAUAAAUAUAUCAUAGAUGGUGAAUGGAGACACAAUGAGCAAGAGCCGUUUACAGGACCUAACAAAGAUGGACAUACCAAUAACUACGUAAAAGUGGUGGAUGACCCAACGAGCCUGGAUGGUGCAAAGAGGGAGAGGUUAUCGAGUGAAGACCCUGAGCUUUUGGAGGGGGAACGCUUGAAACUAAUCCAGUUCUUGGAGACUUGCUCUGAACAACCAGAAGUUUGAGAGUUGAGAGCAAUCCUUGUGAAUGUACACUUUACUAGUAGUAAGUAACAGUAAUUAAUAAAAUGCUUUUAUGUUGGUAAUACAUAAAAUUACGUUUAUAGCAAAAGAAAAGACAUGAAGUUAAUUUUAAAGAAAAGCACCUAGUAGUACUACGUUCAAGUAUUCAUUUUUUUAUUACAUAAAAGACUUCAGA
Messenger RNA from Raphanus sativus (radish), 1468 nucleotides. RefSeq names its product phosphoglucan phosphatase DSP4, chloroplastic. Gene Ontology annotation, cellular component: chloroplast. Bases 142 to 1275 code for a protein of 377 amino acids. The record is from RefSeq and is a predicted model, not a curated record. Gene Ontology annotation, molecular function: carbohydrate phosphatase activity; starch binding; protein tyrosine/serine/threonine phosphatase activity. Gene Ontology annotation, biological process: starch catabolic process; protein dephosphorylation. NCBI's taxonomy places the organism in Eukaryota, Viridiplantae, Streptophyta, Magnoliopsida, Brassicales, Brassicaceae. The transcript is spliced from 14 exons.